AUGUCUAAGGAAUUGUGUGAUGCAAUUAAUACGAUCGAUAAUUAUUUUGUUGAUGAUCUGAACAAUCAGGGAGAAAAUAAUUAUAGGGAUUCAUUAAAUACGUUUUUCCCUAAUAGUGACAGUUGUAGUGGUGAAGAAAAUAUUAUCUAUGGUUUUAUAUUGUUACUAAACAUGUUUGGUAGUGAAAAUUUAGAAAGUGAUAAAAUUGUUGAAUACGCUAGUUUAUGGUUAAGUUAUAAACUAAAUCAAAAAAAAAAAAUUGGAAUCACCAAAUUAUACGAUUUUUAUACUGAAAAUAUAGAAAACAAUAGUUGUUAUAAGGGGAAUAUACCUAAUAAUAUUAAUAAGGAUAUUAUAGAUUCAAAAAUAAGAUCGAUGGAUAUUGAUAUUAAAGAUAUAUCUAAUUUUUAUGAUGCAUUUAAAUCAUUAUGUAACAUUUAUAGUGAAAUUAAUGCAGAAAAUAAUACUGAAUGCAAGACAUGUUUAGAAAAUGCUGGAGAAUUUUUUGAAAAAUGUGAAAAAGUUAAAAAUGUUUUUGAUAUUACUAAAGGAAGUUCUUAUUUACAACUAUGGUUAAGUUUAUCAAAAGAUUAUAAAAAUUUUGAAAAUAACUAUAAUAGUCAUUGGUGUAGUAAUGUCCCAUCAUUUGUAGCUUGUCCACGAAGUUCAGUAACAAAAAAUAUACUAAUUACAAUUGGAAUUAUAUUUGUUGCAGCAUCAAUUUUAUUGGGAGUUUCUUAUAAGUAUUCGUUAUUUGGAUUUCGGAAACGAUCUCAAAAACAACAUUUAAGAGACAUGGUAAAAAAAUAA
This is a messenger RNA of Plasmodium yoelii, 810 nucleotides long. Its product is annotated as PIR protein. NCBI's taxonomy places the organism in Eukaryota, Apicomplexa, Aconoidasida, Haemosporida, Plasmodiidae. The record is from RefSeq and is a predicted model, not a curated record. The coding region runs from base 1 to 810 and encodes 269 amino acids. The transcript is spliced from 3 exons.